UUUUUUUUUUAAACCCUCCAACUACUUUAACACCGACUCGGCGGCAGAUGGUGGACACGGCGCGGGGCUGCGGCGGGGACAGCGAGGGGAUGCGCCAGCCGCGCUGCUUCCUCCACCUCCUCUUCCUCCUCCUCCUCCUUUAGCCCCACAGCCGCCCCAAAAGCCCCCGGCUCCUCUCCCCUCCCGGCUCCCCUUCUCGGCGCCCCCCAUGAGCCGCCCGGCUCCUCCGCCGCCUCGCCGGGCCGCCGCGCUCCUCCUGCCGGCCGCCCGCUGCCGCAGCGCCCCGGCCAAGCGCCUGCAGCCGCUCCCCGACGGCCCCGCCGAGGAGGCUCCGGCCUCCAAGUGGCCUCGCCUGGCCGAGUGCCCCGCAGGCCCCCCGGAUUGCCUCAGCGCCCCUUCUUCGCCCUGCGCCCCGUCCUCGCCCGCCGGAGGGGCGGCGGGGCCCAGCCUCAUCGCCUCCUACCUGCUGCUGCCGCUGGCCGAGCGGGAGCAGGUGUCGAGGGCGCUGAGCGUCAGCUCCGGCAGGGAGCUUCGCUGUAAGGUGUUCCCUCUCAAACACUACCAGGACAAGAUCCGGCCUUACAUCCAGCUGCCGUCGCACCGGAACAUCACCGGGGUGGUGGAAGUGAUCCUUGGGGACACCAAGGCCUAUGUCUUCUUCGAAAAGGACUUUGGGGACAUGCACUCCUAUGUGAGGAGCUGCAAGAGGCUGAGGGAAGAGGAGGCUGCCCGGCUCUUCAAGCAGAUUGUUUCGGCCGUAGCUCACUGCCACCAGUCGGCCAUUGUCCUCGGUGACCUCAAGCUCAGGAAAUUUGUCUUCUCCAAUGAAGAAAGGACUCAGCUGAGGCUGGAGAGCCUGGAGGACACACACAUCAUCAAAGGCGAAGACGACGCGCUCUCAGAUAAACACGGCUGUCCCGCCUACGUCAGCCCCGAGAUCCUCAACACGACGGGGACUUACUCGGGGAAGUCGGCCGAUGUGUGGAGUUUGGGAGUGAUGCUCUACACCCUGCUCGUGGGACGCUAUCCCUUCCAUGACUCGGACCCUAGUACUCUGUUUUCCAAAAUCCGCCGUGGACAGUUCUGUAUUCCUGACCACGUCUCCCCCAAAGCCCGAUGCCUCAUCCGCAGCCUUCUGAGGCGGGAGCCCUCCGAAAGACUCACAGCUCCGGAGAUCUUGCUUCAUCCUUGGUUCGAGGCGGUCUUGGAGCCUGGAUAUACAGACCAGGAGACGGGAACUUCUGAUCAGAUUGUUCCAGAAUACCAUGGAGACAGUGACGAUAUUAGUUCCUUCUUCUGCUAAUCAGAAAUCUCAAGAACCUCGCUGUUCUCACCUCUGGCAUCUCCGUAGGGUUUCAUUAUUUUAUUGUUUUUCCACGUUACAAAGUCACAGCAUCUUAAAGUGCCAGUAUGAUCAGAAAAGUGACCUUGUUUAAAAUAAACGUCAGCCCGUCGAUCUCCGCUCCCUGAGUGUGUGCUCAGAGGCUCACCCGCCUGCUUGCUCUGCCGGUGGGCUCGUCCCGCUGGCCCCGGAGGACCCGUGCAGCUUCACGAGAGCCUCCUGGCUCUUCUCCUGCCUCCUGUGCCCUCCACCACUGUCACCGGCUGCGUUUUGGUUGCAGAGUCUUAUUUCUGGCGACGUGAGAGACUCGAAGCCAGCCUUUGGCUUUCCCCUCCUGCCGCAGUGGCUCGGGGAUGUGGACAGUGAUGUGCAGGGGGUGGGGAGGCACAGGACAUGUCUCUAACUGAGCAAAUCUGACAAAAAAUGUUUCAUGUGGGGAGAGGAAAAAAAAAAAGGCGGAGGGGGAAUGACUUGGCAUCUUGCAAAGUAGUUUUCUGACUGUAAGUGCACUUUAGUGAGGGAAGGUCUCCACCAGCCACAUCCAGCUACCUGCUUGUUGCCCCAGCUGGUUGGUUUUCCAUGGGGACGAAGCUGUUAGAUCCUCCUGUGAGGCAAAUCACUGCUGCGAUCACUACUGUGACCCUUUCUGACGCAGAGCAUAGCUGAUCUCCCAGCUGGAUCCCCUCUGAUGCCAUUUGCUGAACACAAAAUGAUUUUAAAUAGCCUUCAGCCUCAAGUUACCAUGGCGUGUCCUGUACGACUUCGUGCCCUCAGUGAGCUGGUCAUGUAGCAGGUCUCGUUAGCUCCCAGUGCCAAAACGUAUCCGUUUACCAAAACGUAACACUAUCGGGUGGGGCACCUUCCCUUGGGCAGCGAUAAGGGGUAUCUUGUACAGUAUAUGUAAACACGUUCGUGUCUUCCUACAGGCUCAAUUCUUAGGAACAGCACAUCCCCUCUCCUUCCCCCCUUGCCCCCAGAAAGUUAGUCUUAAGAAUAAAAUCUCCGUACACGCUUAAGUUGAUUAUUCAGGUAUGUUGUUGGCCUCUGGCUAUGUAUUUCCCCCUCCCCCCCUUAAAUUUUUUGUUUUGUUUUGCAUGAUUAUUCAUAGUCUUUCCAAUGUGCGUGGAUAA
Messenger RNA from Oxyura jamaicensis (ruddy duck), 2472 nucleotides. RefSeq names its product tribbles pseudokinase 1 (gene TRIB1). Gene Ontology annotation, biological process: protein phosphorylation; regulation of MAP kinase activity; positive regulation of proteasomal ubiquitin-dependent protein catabolic process. The transcript has 3 exons. Lineage: Eukaryota; Metazoa; Chordata; Aves; Anseriformes; Anatidae. Gene Ontology annotation, molecular function: protein kinase activity; ATP binding; mitogen-activated protein kinase kinase binding. The coding region runs from base 209 to 1303 and encodes 364 amino acids. The record is from RefSeq and is a predicted model, not a curated record. Gene Ontology annotation, cellular component: nucleus.